ACAGAUAAAAAUGAAGACAGUUUAUUUAAUUUUGCUGGCACCUGUUCUAGUUCUAGUUUUCUCUGUUCUUAUUUUCCUGAAUUCUGUUCUACAGUUAGAGAACUCUUUAUUAGAGUUUGAUUCUUCCACUCCAUCUAGUUUUGUGUCAUCUGAUUCGGAAAACCUGAGUUGGUUUGUUCAACUGAGUGAUCUUCAUAUCUCCCAGUUCAAGGAUAUUGGAAGAGUUGAUCAGCUUCUAGAGUUUACAGAUAUAUCCUUAAACAUUCUUAAUCCAGCAGCUGUAGUUGUUACAGGAGAUCUGACGGAUGCGAAAUCAGAAAACAUGCUGAGUAGCAAACAAUCAGUGAAAGAAUGGGAUAUGUACAGAAUGGUGGUUGAGCAGGCUCAGAAAACGAAUAUAUGGCUCGAGGUGCCGGGAAACCAUGAUAGGUUCGAUGUGUUGGUCAGAGCAGAGUCGGAUCAUUACUUAAAGUACCGAGAAGAAGCUGGUAGAACUGGUUUGGUUUGGCAGGGUCGACAUUAUCUCUAUCUUCUGGAGAAUAGAGGAGUUAAACUAGCUUUCAUUGGAGUAGAUGAAACUCCUAAAUACGGGUUCAGAGCUCCAUUUAAUUUUAUUGGACAUCUCAACCAGACUGAUAUUAAGGAUCUACAAGUUCUUCGUCAAAGGGCAGAGGCGUGGACCCCUAAUAUUGUUUGGUUUGGUCAUUAUCCUACUUCAUCUUUAAUAUAUUCAAAUACAGGAUUGCGUGAUAUUGCGAGAUCAGGACUUGUUUACCUAGCUGGUCAUCUCCAUUCUGUGUACGGUACUGCCAGGGACAUGUACGGUGUACAUAGCUCAGGUUUGGUUGAGGCUGAGCUUGAGGAUUGGAAGGAUGCUAGGAUGGUUCGACUGCUAGCUGUUGAUAACGGAAGGUUGACCUACACGGACUGGAAGCAUGGUAGCUGGCCUGUUGUGCUGGUCACCUGGCCUCCCAGGUUGGGUCACGAAACUAAAUUCCGGAAAUCCUCUCAUAUCCGACUUCUCAUGUUCUCCCUUAAACCUGUCUCCGAGGUCCUAGUCACAAUAGACGAGGGAUCGGAGGAGAGAAGUGUUCAGGAUAAAUCAUUAUCCAACCUGUACACCCUGGCCUGGAACCAGGACAAAUACAAUAAAAUACACACCAUCAAUGUCAAGAUUGUUCAUGAAGACGGAGAGAUAUCUAUUCAUAAACAUCAGUUCUCCGUGACAGGACAAGGAUAUUCUUCUCUCCCAAUCCUGAGCAGAUUAUUCAUCCUUCUCAACCUGACCUCAGUAUUCCAGUUCUUAUUCCUGGUCACCUUCUGUAUAUGUACCCUCCCCCUGGCAUUAUGUAGGACGACCCUGAGCUCCCACCUCCAGGACAAGUCCUGUAUCCUCACCAGGUUCUACCUUCUCUCCUCUCUAGACGGUAUCUAUUUCCCCCUCAUCCUCUACCCUAUCUACCUGGCAGCUGGACCCUGGUGUAUCGGGGAGAUGAUGACCAGCAGCUACGGGAUAAUAUUCACCUGGGGAACCCUGUUCUGGACCGAGACAGGGUUAACUUACCUUCCAACAACAACAACAUGGUUGUUUGCAACUGUUCAUCUUGCAAUAGUUCAUCUGCCCGUUACAAUUCUUCUCUCCGGUCUAGUUCUUGCAAGAUUUAAGAGUUUAGAAGAGAACGGAGUAAAGAAUUAUCAGAUUAAAGUUUACCAAGUUCUCCUUCUCCUGUCUUGUAUACAGCAAGGAUUUCUGGUAUACUACCAAUACCAAUCUUACGGAGUAAGCACAUUACUAGGGGGCAUGCGCGCCGGGGAGCUAGUGCUUACAAUAAUUCUUUGGAGGAGAGUUUUAAACCUGGAUAUUACAUGUUUCUCUCGAUAUAGGUUUUCAAAUCUUCAUGUUGAAUAGUUUAUUACAGGCAGAAGUGUAUCUUUUCCCCCGGUAAACCAGUAAAACAUCAAAGUAAUUCCUUUUUGUACAGUUGUUUUCUGUAACAAAUCACUAGCGAGCAAUACUAUCUCCAGUCAAUUACAGGAUUCUGUGUGUUGCCACUAACUCUUAUUUUUUAAUGCCUAUAUCUUUGCAACCCAAAUUUUGUAAGCCUUAGAUAUUUCAAACCAAGAAUUCUGUUAGAUAAAGUAAGCAAUGGAUUGCAGGUAAAGAUAAAGGGAUUAGAAAAUUAAUUUUGUAGAAAAACUCCUUUGUAAAGAUUGAAUGUUCGAAUGUCUCCGGUCAAUUUUGAUACAGCGAGACCAAUAAAACUGUCUAAUUGGACGACUUUAUUUAGGCAAUAUUAUGAGUAAUUGAUGUUGUAAAUCAAAUAGUUUUACCGAUUGCAUUAAACACAAUUUAUAAACUAAAGUGGGCCUGUUUUUAAUAUAAAGAAACUGAAUUUUUGUCACAAACUUAAAUUUUCUAGUUCCUUUAUUUUGCAACCUAUCGGCGUAAACCAGUUAAAUUUAAAACUUAUUUCCUCCAACUGAGUUUGUAGUUUGAAAUAUCAUAAGUUUGGGACAUCGAGAUCCAAAGAUAUAUAAUUAAAUAUAGUUCGAAAGUGUACACCAUCAGAUUAAAAAGAUAUAGGAAUUAAAAAUUCGUGUUUGUGGCGAAGCCUCAAUUCCUUAUAAUUUUAAUCUUUUAGUUUUUUAGCUUUUUAAAAUUAAAAACUAAAAACUAAAAACCAUCUUUCAAGAUGAAUUGCCAACUAAAAAAGGCAUUAUAAGCCUGACACUAGUUUUUAAUGGUUGUAGAAUUUACAAUUUAUGGCGAGUUAGUAUUAGAGAAGCAAUGCUUUUUCUUAUUUUUUAUCGUUUUUAACGAUCUCUAUUCACUUACUAUUGCUCAUCCUUAUUAUGUUUUUUAAUCAUUAAAUAAAGUGUAAAACCUUUUUAAGGGUUAUAAUAGAAUUUUAAUAUGAAGACGACUACAUAUUUUAAAUUAGCGUAAAUAAUUACACGCUCUUGCUUUUAAACGAUUAUUUGUAUUUAUUUAGAAUUAUACAUAUGAAACUAAGCCAUAUUAUGAAUUUAAAACUGCACAUAUGCAAUUUGUUUAUUUAA
Molecule: messenger RNA, 3060 nt
Organism: Eurytemora carolleeae
Lineage: Eukaryota; Metazoa; Arthropoda; Copepoda; Calanoida; Temoridae
Product: transmembrane protein 62
Exons: 12
Coding region: 11-1909 (632 amino acids)
Molecular function (GO): hydrolase activity
Source: RefSeq, a predicted model, not a curated record